Thrips palmi is the source of this 1044-nucleotide messenger RNA. RefSeq names its product vacuolar-sorting protein SNF8 (gene lsn). Bases 223 to 975 code for a protein of 250 amino acids. Lineage: Eukaryota; Metazoa; Arthropoda; Insecta; Thysanoptera; Thripidae. The record is from RefSeq and is a predicted model, not a curated record. Gene Ontology annotation, cellular component: ESCRT II complex. The transcript is spliced from 2 exons. Gene Ontology annotation, biological process: protein transport to vacuole involved in ubiquitin-dependent protein catabolic process via the multivesicular body sorting pathway.
UGUCUGCUUGAAAAUGUUGCGUGUCAGUAUGAGAAAUUUUACCUUUAUUGACAAAUUUAUUUUUUAGUACUCUAAUUUAAUGGCGCUCUAGAGAGCUUUUAUUUUUGAAAUAAUAAUAUUCUACUCUAUUUUCCUAUUGGAUUUAUUGUUUUUCUUUUCUAAGUAUUGAUUGACCUUCACGCUACGGAUUCUGACAGCCGUACCGUAUACAGCUGAGCGAACAUGCGACGAAGAGCUGGGGUUGGUGCUAUUCACAAGCAAAAGUUGGAACAAGAAAAGUAUCGCGAUAAAGGAACAGAGAUUCAAGAAAAUGCUCUUGAACAAAUGUCCAAACAGCUCGAUGUGUUUAGAUCUAAUUUAGAAGAAUUUGCUGCUAAGCACAAAAAUGAAAUACGGAAGAAUGUACAGUUUCGGAGACAAUUUCAGGAAAUGUGUGCAUCCAUUGGUGUGGACCCUCUUGCGUCAGGCAAAGGUUUUUGGUCCGUCCUAGGCAUUGGCGACUUCUAUUACGAGCUGAGUGUUCAAAUUGUUGAAGUCUGUAUAGCUACAAGUUACAAGAAUGGUGGUCUCAUAACAAUGGACGAGUUGCGGAAGAGAUUAAUUCAGGCUCGUGGUCGGAGUAAGCAGCAUCAGGAGAUAUCUGUUGAUGAUUUGCUGUGUGCUGCUAAGAAAUUGAGAAUUUUUGGCAAUGGAUUUACUGUGCUGCCAAUGGGGAAAGGUCAGUUCUUGGUGCAAUCUGUUCCUGGAGAACUCAACAUGGAUCACACAGCCAUCCUUCAAGCUGCUUCCGACAAUGAUGGGCAUAUCAGUUGUUUGGAUAUUCAAUCCAAUCUACAGUGGGAGGCCGACAGAGCACAGAGAGGUUUGAAUUACAUGCUGCGUGAAGGGCUGGCUUGGAUUGACAAUCAGAACCCGAAAGAGCAGACAUAUUGGUUCCCCAGCUUGUUUUCUGCAUGUGCUAACGCUCAGAACUGAACUCUGUGAUAUUUCAACACAUCUUGCAACUCUCAUCUUCUGUAAAAAUAAAAACGAUUUUUGUUGUGA